AUGACCGGUCCAUUCAAUGAUGCCGCAUCACUCAUCUCCAUUCUACAUCAUAUUCGGGACGUCUUGAGCGAGGAUGCCGAGUUGUCGCAUCGAGUCGGGCUUCAGAUCAAAGAAACGGGUCAAAAUGAAAAGCGGCGUUAUGAUCAGUUGCUGAACUAUCAAGGUCCGGACGACACCACGCUUACCCUUCUCCAGGAGAAUCAUACCAUGAUCCGGAGGUGCACCUGUAUCCUGCUGUAUGAAUUUCAAGCUCGACACCGCCAUCUUCCUCUCGACCACCCGGAUGUGAUACGACCUCUCACAGAGAUCAUCAGCAACUGCACGCUGCCCAAGAUUCGUAAUACUAUCAAACAUAUGAUUACGGUUGGUAGUAGACUCAAGAAUCUUGAAAAAGUCUUCGGGCCUGGAGUAGCUGUGGUGGUUGGAUGUGACAUUGCGGAAUCGACAUGGUCUAAAGUUCUUCCCAAGAAAGAUGAUAAGUUCAACAAAGUUAUCGACCACUGGAGAAGCACAUCGCUUCCAGAACUGGCACGGAAAUACGCCAGCAUGCAGUCAACGGUCAUAGAAAGUCAACUCUGUAUUUUCGAACGCCUGAUGCUCACGUGGCCUGGGGUCUAG
This is a messenger RNA of Fonsecaea pedrosoi CBS 271.37, 618 nucleotides long. RefSeq lists its product as uncharacterized. Bases 1 to 618 code for a protein of 205 amino acids. The record is from RefSeq and is a predicted model, not a curated record. Lineage: Eukaryota; Fungi; Ascomycota; Eurotiomycetes; Chaetothyriales; Herpotrichiellaceae. The transcript has 4 exons.